Molecule: messenger RNA, 5437 nt
Organism: Cheilinus undulatus (humphead wrasse)
Lineage: Eukaryota; Metazoa; Chordata; Actinopteri; Labriformes; Labridae
Gene: nr2f6b
Product: nuclear receptor subfamily 2, group F, member 6b
Exons: 5
Coding region: 1513-2763 (416 amino acids)
Biological process (GO): cell differentiation; anatomical structure development; negative regulation of transcription by RNA polymerase II
Molecular function (GO): RNA polymerase II cis-regulatory region sequence-specific DNA binding; nuclear receptor activity; zinc ion binding
Source: RefSeq, a predicted model, not a curated record
ACACAGAGAGGGGAUUGAGAGGAGAAGGAGAGGAGAGGAGAGGAGAGGAGGAUAUCUCUGGGCUGCUCUCCACUGCAGCGCCUGGCUUUCACUCAAAAAAAAAAAAAAAAAAAAAAAAAAAAAAAGAUCUGUGACCGUGUUUUUCCUGCGCUUGUUUGCCUAAUUUAUUCCUGCCAGGGCCGAAAGAAAGAGAAAAAAAAGCGGACGGGCAGAGUAGUAAAGAGUGCAACAGUACACCCUGACUUGCUGACAGGGAAUGCAAAAGAGGUUUCUGGCCUUUGGUUGUUACUGCUGGAUGGACAAGCACUGACAAAACAAGAGAAGAAGAGAGAGACGACACUUUGAAAGAGGAGGCCAAACUGCAAAUAAGGACAUUUCUCAAGUCUGGUUUUGUUUAAGGUUGUUGUUUUUCUCUGUGACAUUUGAAGCUUUUGACAGAGCAGACUCUGAAGAGUUGGAAGAGCUCAAAAACAUUUUUUUAAACCAAAGACACAGAAGAAGAGGACCUAUCUGAAGAGGGCAGAGAGAUACUGUGGUCUUGUGCUGCUUAUUAUAUUAUUAAGAGUGGAAUUUUUCACUUUUUUAGCCACUUAUAAAGCAAAGAAAUCCUCCUGAACUAGAAUAUAUUCUAUAAAGAAAGCUGAAGCAGCACCAGCACUCAAAUACAAACAAAACCUGCUGUCAAAGCUGAUUACCUUUUCUUUAAUUUUUCUAAGAUUUUCGGGGUCAAAUCUUAUUUUCCUCUUUAUCACUAUCACCUCUACAUCUAUAAAAACCGUGACAAGUCAAGAGUGAGUCUGGACUAGAACUGCCUCAGAUCUACAGAUAACACCUCUGCACUGAAGGAACUGGUUGGACUAGUUUAUAAGUUGGAGGAGAGGGCAGGGCAGUUUAACCCUGCUAGAAGGAGAGCUGUUUUAUUUUCCUCCCACUCGCUCGUCCUUCUGGGAGAAAGUCGUGCCCUGAGAGACGAGCAGAGCUGCUCUUUUCCUUUGGAUUUGGUUUUCUCGUCACCAUGCGUAAGGAUAGGUGAGGUGCUUUUUUUUUUUUACUUCUACCGGGGGGAGAGAGAAAGUGAGAGGGAGGGAGAAAGAAAGGCAAAGUAUAAUUUAUUGUUUCCUGUGAAAAGAGAAAGGCUGCACCCUUUUCUUCUGCCUGAACUCUGAACCGCUCAAUGUGUGUCUGAAGUUUUUCUCAGAACUCGGAGGCCAUUGAUCGGAGGUCAGGACACAGAACACGAGGGUGAAAGACAAGAACGGAGAGAGCAGGGGGGAUUAAAGAAGAGAGAGAGAAAACAACACUGCCAAGGACCUCCAGGUCAUUACAACCAGACAGCAAAGGGGAGAAAAGGUCAACACAAGAGAGCACGGGACAACUUUUUAUCCUACUUUUAGCUCUUCAUGGACAAAACCUGCCUUUGAUACCAAUUUGGAGCUCCUGUUCUCUAGCUUGGAGACUUUUUUUUAAGACUUUCAGGGCAGUUUGAAGCUGGGGCACGGGGCGGGACUGUGCAUGAUCCACUCAGGGCUGUGUGUCUCAGAGAAUAUGGCCAUGGUGAGCGGGGGAUGGGGCAACCCCAACGGGGACACUAAUGGACUAGGGGAGAAGGCUUACCUGAGGAGGGAGGAAGAGGAUGGUUCACCUCAGGCUGGGAGCAGCGAUGUGGACGUUGGGGACGAGGACAAGGCCUGCGUGGUGGACUGUGUGGUGUGCGGGGACAAGUCCAGUGGGAAGCACUACGGCGUGUUCACCUGUGAGGGCUGCAAGAGCUUCUUCAAGAGGAGCAUCAGGAGGAACCUCAACUACUCGUGCAGAUCAAAUCGAGAAUGCCAAAUUGAUCAGCAUCAUCGCAACCAGUGCCAAUACUGUCGUCUGAAGAAAUGCUUCCGUGUAGGAAUGCGAAAAGAAGUUCAGCGGGGCCGUGUCCCUUCAUCUCACCCAGGUAUCAGUCCAAACUCCCUGGCAGGAGGGCAUGGGGGACCAGUCCCAGGUCACGUUGGGGCUGACUACUUCAACGGACAGCCAGUGUCAGAACUCAUCUCCCAGCUUCUCCGGGCUGAGCCGUACCCCAGCAGCCGGUACGGGGCCCCGUACAGUCAGGCACAGAUGCAGGCAUCUGCAAGUGGAGCCUCAGUCAUGGGCAUCGACAGCAUCUGUGAGUUGGCUGCCCGGCUCCUCUUCAGCACCAUCGAGUGGGCCAGAAAUAUCCCAUACUUUCCAGAGCUCCCAGUCUCAGAGCAGGUGGCGCUGCUGAGGCUGAGCUGGAGCGAGCUCUUCAUCCUGAAUGCAGCUCAGUCUGCUUUGCCUCUGCACAUGGCUCCUCUGCUGGCAGCUGCCGGGUUUCACUCAUCCCCGAUGUCUGCUGAGCGGGUCGUGUCCUUCAUGGACCAGGUCCGAGUUUUCCAGGACCAGGUGGACAAGUUGAACCGGCUGCAGGUGGACACAGCUGAGUACAGCUGCCUUAAAGCCAUAGCACUCUUUUCACCAGAUGCAUGCGGACUAACUGACCCAGCCCAUGUGGAGUCCCUGCAGGAGAAGGCCCAGGUCGCCCUCACAGAAUAUGAGAGGUUGCAGUACCCAAACCAGCCGCAGCGUUUCGGCCGCUUACUGCUGCGCCUUCCAGCUCUGCGGGCCGUUCCCGCCAACCUUAUCUCUCAGCUUUUCUUCAUGCGACUGGUGGGCAAGACGCCCAUUGAGACGCUAAUCCGAGACAUGCAGCUAUCAGGGAGCUCCAUCAGCUGGCCCUAUGUACCGGGACAGUGAACCCUGCCAAGUCCAAAGUGAGCAGACAGAGAUCAGACUAAGGGCAAUCAGAGCAUCAUACAAGCACAAAAUGUUAUCAGUAUAAACCAGGAUCUCACAAGGUGUUGUUUGUAAAUGUAGAGAUCAACUUAGAGUUUGGUAUAAAGUAAACCAAAGCUACUUUUGGGAGAACUUAAUGUGUAAUUGUCCUUAUAUUUAUGUUUGCAGCACUUGUCAGUUCUGCUCUGACCUUUUUUUGAUCUCUCAGUCUCACUUUGGAGAAGAAAUCAGGGCUUUAAGUAAAGUUCAGACUCUGAAAUGAGGCCAUGUGCCUGUACUACCUCCUCCCAUCUCACCCCUCAUGUGACUCCGUUUGAACCCAGGCUCUGUGUUUUCACUCUGCAUUAUUUUUUUUUUUUAACUCAAAGAGAAGCCAAAGCAUCAUCACUUUCAAAGGCAGAACUUCAGUGGCAGCUUCACAUUAUCAGUCUUGUUUUUGCAUAUCAAACGUAUGUUUAUUCAUGUCCGAUAUGUGGGCUAAACAUCAGUCUUUGUCACCAGAUGUAUUCGUGAAGACUGCAAAGUAUUGCCUUGAUCAGCAUAAAAACAAAGAAAAAGUAUGGGCAUUGUAUUUUAUAUUGAACUAUUUGAAGUACGGUGUAUACAAGUCUUUUUUUAUGUUAUGAGAAACAGUUCAACAUAUUGGAAAAAUGCGUAUUUACUUUCUUUAAGAUUUAGAAGAAUCCCACUUUAAAGUCUCUAAAGCUAAUGUGAGGUGACAACUAGUUUAAAUUAGUCUAGCUUAGCAUAAAGACUGUCAGGCAGGUCAUACAGCCAGCAUUAAACUGUCCCAAAAAUAUUAAAAAAUGAUCAGAAAAUACCUCUAAACCUCAUACAUGAAGAAGAUUCUAUUUGGGUUGUUAUCAUACCAGAAUUUAUAGCUUUGCUGGUUUAGCUACCCUCUGAGCCAACUGGCACCCUCUAAUACCUUUCUUAAAAAAAAGAUGCUGUUUAUAUAACUUUGAUUCUUUUCAGUAGUAUCAGUCAGUAAAAUAACAGCCUUGAUCCUGUUUUAACCACUCCUUACUUUGUAUCCCCCUUUUAAAGAGCAUGUUUCGCUACUUUCAGCUUCUAUUAAUUAUCGGUUUAAUGUAGCCCAGGCUGCAUGACAAUGCAGUGGUUUUGCUGUCACAUCACAGCAGAGCAGCCCGGUGUGAAUCCCUGACUGAAAGGGCCUCUCUGUGUGGAUUUUGCAUAUUCUCCCCAUGUGUGCGUGGGUGAGUUCACUCCAGUCUCUCUGGCUUCCUCCCAUAGUCUGUAAACAUGCUAGUUAGGUCAACUGGUGACUCUAAAAUGUCUGCUGGUUUGAGUGUGCCUGGUUGCUUUUCUCUCAGGGCUGACAUCUAGCCCUGGUGACUAGUCAAGGGUGUACACCGCCUCUUGACCAAUCAGGGAUCAGCACCCUCAGGAUAAGCAAUAUAGAUAAUUAUUAGGUGGAUGGAUAUUGAAUGUAAAUAGGGUACUCAGAGUGUAUAAAACAGCAUAAAAUAGUUUGGUUAUCCAAAAUUUCACCUGGGGAACCCCUGAAGCCCUUACUAAGGUCCAACCCCCUCAAAAAGCCCCACUGGGUCUUUAUAUAAAGCACAUUAUGGCACGGUUGAUCCAUAUAGAAAUAUAUCCAUAAAAUAGUGGAUUAGAGUGUGGUAAAAUGGCAUAAAAUAAACUUAAAAAUCAUGAUUUGUGGCAGAAGUGUCCAUGUAGUGUCCAAUUAGUCUACAUAUGCUCUUUAUAUGCUAACAUUUGGGCAUGCCCAGUUGUAGAACCUCACAUUGCUCUCUGUCUGGGGCCUUCAAAUGACUGAAACUGCCUCUGCCUGCUAAAUAUAGAAAGCAUUUAUGACUGCAAUCAUCAGUAGGAUAACCUGUUUUGUUCCAGUUCCUCAACGUGUAGCAUGUAUAUUAGGGAGUCCAGUCUUAAUACUAAGCUAAGCUAACUUGUUUCUAAUCUUUACUGUCAUAUUCAUGUUAUUCUCUAUGAGAAAGUGCAUAUUUCCUAAAUGUUGAGCUAUUCCUUGAAUGCAGUACAUUAUACUAGGAUGUUUUUAAAAAAGUGGAGGUGAAUGUAUUCAAACACAACCUGGAUCUCACGGUCACAUCCCUGUCAGACAUUUUUACCUCAUCUUUUAUACAUUGAAGACAAAGAUUGUAAAUCCAUGUGCUAAAGAUUAAAAGAAAGGGAUCAACUCAUAACCCAUAAAUCGUUAAAUUCCCCCUGCUUGUCUGGAAUAUAUUUUAAAUGUUUGUAAAUGUAAAACUUGAUGUAAGAUGAAACCCAAAGUUUGGAUAUAUCAUUGACAGAAAGCUUCAGCUAAGUGACGUCGGCUUCUCUGGUUCAUCUCAAACUCUGUCUUCACUUUUAUGUCAGUAGUGAUAGCUCAUUUGGAUUUUAUUUUCCAUGUCUUUGGUUUCCCUUUGUAAAGCAGUCUGUUAAAACACAGCCACACGGACAGUCAUGUUCACAUAAUUAUUAUUGUUAUGCAAGCUACUCCACGUGUUGUAUGUGUUUUAAAGGUUACAGUGUUUGCCGGUACUGAGAUAAAGGUACACAGUCGUCACAUUCGCGAGUGAUUUUGCCACUAACUGCAACUCAUUGUGACAAAGGUUUUUUCUUGCCAAAUUAAAUGACUGAAAAAUGA